GCUUAUGCUUGCGUCGUGGCUGUCUUCUCUAGAGCAUCGCUAGUGAGUCCCUCGGUCCCUAGGAGACCCGAGGGACUGGUAUAUACCUGCGAGAGACUGGACCCUCUAGCCGACGAUCCAAGAUGGCGGCUUUUCGAACAGUGCCUGAACGACUUUUGAGACCUGUUGCACGUGCAUUGUCUGCAAGAAACAGCGACUUUCUUGCUUCCAAAGCCACCCUCGGCAGACCUAGGAUGUAUCGUGCUGCCCUGUGCAAGGAGCUGGGAAAACCUCUCGUGGUAGAACAGGUGCCUGCAGUGGAGAAACUAAAGGCGUCCCAGGUCAGAGUUGCUGUUCAUAGUUGCGGCAUUAACUUUGCUGACAUACUCAUGUGUCUUGGAAAAUAUCAAGAAAAACCACCAUUGCCAUUUACUCCAGGUAACGAAAUUGCUGGAGUAGUGAUUGAAACUGGAGAAGGUGUAAAGCAGCUGUCGAAGGGUGACAGGGUAUUUGGACUGGCAGCACUGGGUGGAUUUGCUGAAGAAUGCAUUGUUGAACAGAGUGGUCUGUGGAAGAUUCCGUCCAAUAUCGAGUACAAUCAGGCUUCUGCAUUUGCAGUUUCUUAUGGCACAGCAUAUGUAGGCCUGACCAACAAGUCCAAUACACAGCCUGGCCAAACAGUUUUAGUCACAGCGGCAGCAGGAGCUCUGGGCUUAGCCACUGUUGACAUCGCAGCCAAUGCACUGGGAGCCAAGGUUAUCGGAGCUGCAAGCAAGGACAAACUUGAUGUUGUUACAAGUAUGGGAGCCUCAGCUACAAUUGACUAUAACAAGGAGAGUAUAAAAGACAAGGUAUUAUACACUUAUGUAUUAUUUAUAAAAGCUUUUUAGCUCUGGGUGGAUGUAAGAAUUCUCAUAACUGCCUGACUUCUGCUUAACUAGCUGAACUGGUUCAGUUUAAAAGUACUUUAUUCUCAGUGGUGAGAAGUUGGACAGCA
This is a messenger RNA of Orbicella faveolata, 976 nucleotides long. RefSeq names its product protein Cryzl2-like. Gene Ontology annotation, cellular component: mitochondrion. The record is from RefSeq and is a predicted model, not a curated record. Gene Ontology annotation, molecular function: oxidoreductase activity. NCBI's taxonomy places the organism in Eukaryota, Metazoa, Cnidaria, Anthozoa, Scleractinia, Merulinidae.